Myxocyprinus asiaticus (Chinese sucker) is the source of this 2945-nucleotide messenger RNA. Its product is annotated as arylsulfatase B-like. NCBI's taxonomy places the organism in Eukaryota, Metazoa, Chordata, Actinopteri, Cypriniformes, Catostomidae. The record is from RefSeq and is a predicted model, not a curated record. The coding region runs from base 155 to 1723 and encodes 522 amino acids. The transcript is spliced from 8 exons.
GUUGUUUAGGUUGUUCUGGUAUAAUCUUUAAAUAAUGUCAGAUAUGUUCAGUUUUAUUCUCUGUGUUCAGUGUCUGCAUUUCCGGUGUUGUUGAGUAACUCUUCCGUGUUCGACUGAUGGAGGAGUAAGCGUCUGUCACAGUUUGACUUUGAAGAUGAAUGUGAGGGAAGUUUGUGUAGUUUUAUAUUUUCUGCUGUUUUCUGUCGCAUAUAUUGCGGCCAAACAGCCGAAUAUCGUGUUUGUUUUAGCGGAUGAUUUCGGCUGGAAUGAUGUUGGGUUUCACGGAUCUGAGAUUAAAACCCCGAAUCUGGACCGUUUAUCAGCUGCAGGGGUUCGACUGGAUAAUUAUUAUGUUCAGCCGCUGUGCACUCCAUCCAGAAACCAGCUGAUGACCGGCAGAUACCAGAUUCACACUGGUAUGCAGCAUCAGAUCAUCUGGCCCUGUCAGCCGUAUUGUGUUCCUCUGGACGAGAGAUUUCUGCCACAGAUCCUGCAGGACGGCGGGUAUAACACACACAUGGUGGGCAAAUGGCACCUGGGCAUGUACAGGAGAGACUGUCUGCCCACACACAGAGGCUUUCAAUCUUUCUUUGGUUAUCUGACGGGUUCAGAGGAUUAUUACAAUCAUCACAGGUGUAGUUUGAUCACUCCUCUCAACGGGACCCGCUGCGCUCUGGACCUGCGGGACGGGGAAGAUGUCGCCACACGUUACACGGGCCAGUACUCCACAGAACUCUUCACACAGAGAGCCACUGACAUCAUACAACAACACCAAGCUAACAAACCUCUCUUCCUGUAUGUGGCGCUGCAGGCGGUUCAUAGUCCUAUUCAGGUCCCGGAGCACUACGUCGCCCCCUACAGUUUCAUCGAAGACAAACCGCGGCGGGAGUACGCAGGGAUGGUGUCGGCGAUGGAUGAAGCGGUGGGGAACAUCAGUAGGACUCUGCAGGACACAGGACUGUGGAACAACACGCUUUUCAUCUUCUCCACAGAUAAUGGUGGUCAGAAUCUGGCAGGAGGAAGUAACUGGCCUCUACGUGGCAGGAAGUGGUCGCUAUGGGAGGGCGGGGUCAGGGGCGUGGCCUUUGUGACUGGACCAUUGAUAGAGCAGCCAGGAACUGUCACUCGAGAACUUAUCCACAUCUCUGAUUGGCUCCCGACAAUUGCUGGUCUUGCUGGUGCGUCGACUAACGGCACCAAACCUCUGGACGGGUUUAAUGUCUGGGAUGCGAUCAGUCGUGGUAAAGCGUCUCCGCGAGUUGAACUGCUGCAUAACAUUGACCCACUGUAUGACGACAUCGCACCAUGUCCAGGUGAUAAUCUCUCAGGUGCAUUUCUGCAAGAGUCUUUUCGCUCAUCAGCAUCUCGGUGGAUUUCUCUCGGGUCUCGCUCAGAGUUUAACAUCUCCGUUCACGCUGCCAUUCGUUACAAGAACUGGAAACUUCUCACCGGUUAUCCAGGUUGUCCUCUGUGGUUUGCGCCCCCUUCUGGUGGUCCAGUGACGUCAUCGACGCUCUCUGAGCCGCUGAAGCAGGUGAUGCUGUUUAACAUCGAGCAGGAUCCCGAGGAGCGUGUGGAGAUUUCCCAUCAGCACCCAGAGAUCGUCAACUUCCUGCUUAAGCGCUUACAUCAUUACCAGAGUGAAGCUGAACCAAUCACAUUUCCCCCUGAUGACCCCCGCUGUGACCCCGGACCCUCAGGAGCCUGGGGACCCUGGCAGUGAUGAAAAUGAUGAAGGACAGUAAUGUGUGUGUUUAUAGAGAGAAACGUAUUAAUGAGAGUGUACAAUAAUUUUCUUAAGGAGUAUUUUAUAUUGUAAAAAUAAUCUAGUCUCAACAUCUUUAAACAGGGAAUCCAUGGGUCUUUAAAGUCUUAAAUUCACUAUUUAAUAUUUAACCCUCCUAUGGUAUUAAAAAAUGGCACCUUCCUUUGGUAUUCGCGGACAGUGUUGGAGGUAAUGUGAUAAAAGUAACUUACGCGUUACGUAAUCAGAUUACUUUUUCAAGUAACGAGUAAAGUAACGCAAUAUUUUUUUAUUUUGGACCAUAAUAUCUGAGUUAGAGCGUUGCUUUUGUACACCUCUACUGUCCCUGUAUUGUGAGAAAUUAGGAUUAAAAGUGUGCAAACUUCGGGGAGGAGACGUAGUGCAUGAUGGCAUUGUAGUUCUAUAGAGUGUGAGGCCAGAGAUUAUUUAGCAGCUCCCCCGUAACUGGGAGAAUGGGAUGAGAAAAGCUGACUCUGGAUCAGUGGCUCCGAGCAACAUUCUACAUCGACUGUGAAAGCAGAGAAAAUAUCUUCUAAAAAGACUCUACAUUUUAGUUUUAUAAUAAACAAGUAGUUUCAGUGAUUCAUGAAACAAACCGUUUUUAUGACAUUUUGGUAGCAUUAAAAACGAUUCUAUGCAAGUUGUAUCAGCAUGUGCGUUUGCAGUUGUAUGCGUUGUAUGAUCAACCAGUGGCGUCUGUACGCACCGUGGAUCAACUCAAAACAAGCCUGCAGUGUUGUACAGCAGCUAGCAUGACCUGUAAUGUCUCUUGUAUGCAGUACAUGGCUUAUUAGUAUGGAAUGCAUAGCAGAGCAGAAGAGAAAGUGGCUGUGAGAAAAAAAGUAACACAAAAGUAACGUAACGCUUUACUUUCCAUAAAAAAUUACUUUUUAAUUAACUAAGUUAAUUUAAGGAGUAACGCAAUAUUCGAGCAAGUUACUUUUAAAAGUAACGUUACCCAACACUGUUCGUGAUCAUUUUUUACUGGAAGGGUCAGAUGUGUAACCCUUUUUUAUUUUCUUUUUUUUAUGAUGAUAAUGAUACCAUCUCUUCCCUGAAGAACAGUACAAUUAUGCAUUUCUUUUGGGAUUUUAAACUAUUUUGAUCUUAUUUACUUGUACAUUUCUAAAUGUUACCAUUAAUUUGAAUAUACAAAUAAACACAUUUUUGAAAAACAAAA